Amborella trichopoda is the source of this 1128-nucleotide messenger RNA. RefSeq names its product ferritin-like catalase Nec2. NCBI's taxonomy places the organism in Eukaryota, Viridiplantae, Streptophyta, Magnoliopsida, Amborellales, Amborellaceae. The record is from RefSeq and is a predicted model, not a curated record.
UCAUGGCAAUGCCUUCCUACUUUUCUCUCUCUAUCAUCUUACUCUUUCUCUCUCAUCAAGCUUUAGCUGAAACUUACUCUUGCCCUCACAAUGAGAACUUGCUUCAAGGAGAUGUGGACUUAUUGGAGUUCCCUCUGAAUCUGGAGUACACAGAGGCUGAGUUCUUCUUGUAUGGUGCUGUUGGAUAUGGAUUGGAUGAAUAUGACCCUAAACUAGCAAUGGGAGGGCCACCUCCAAUUGGGGUAAGAAAGGCCAACCUCGACCCAUUCACCCGAGACCUCAUCACGCAAUUUGCUUAUCAAGAAGUUGGUCACAUAAGGGCAAUCAAAUCAACGGUUCGUGGGUUUCCAAGGCCACUAUUGGAUUUGAGCCCCAACAAUUUCGCCAAACUAUUUGACAUGGCAUUUGAACACCCUCUCUCUCCACCCUUCGAUCCUUACAUCAACAGUCUAAAUUACAUCUUGGCAGUUUAUGUGAUCCCUUAUGUGGGGCUUACGGGCUACGUGGGUGCAAAUCCCAAUCUCCAAGCCUACGCAUCCAAGAAGUUAGUAGCUGGUCUUUUGGCAGUAGAAUCAGGGCAAGAUGCUGUAAUUCGAGCAUUACUAUAUGAGCGAGCGGAGGACAUGGUCAAGCCUUACGAAUACACAGUGGCAGAAUUCACGGAUCGCAUCUCGGAGCUCAGAAACAGGCUCGGACAUGCCGGCAUCAAAGAUGAAGGUCUUGUAGUGCCCCCGGAGUUAGGCGCAGAGAACAAGACUUCAGGGAAUAUCCUGUCAGCCGACUACAACUCUCUGGCGUACGGCCGCACCCCUGCUGAGGUCCUGAGGAUCGUCUACUCGACCGGAGAUGAGCAUAAACCCGGCGGCUUCUUUCCGAAUGGUGGAAAGGGCACAAUAGCUGAAUCAUAUCUGAAGGAUUGACCUUCAGAAAACUCCUCCUUAUUCAACACACCUAUCCCUUAUGAUGUGCUUGUAUGUUUUAAGUGUGCUCUUACCAAAAGUGAAUAACUAGGCCUUGUGUUGUUUAAUGAAAUGAAAUUUCCUGGCCUUAUAACCGUAACCAAGCGAAAGCUUUGUUUGUAUGGAACUCAUACGGUUUACAUGAAUGAAAUGUUGUAGUGUUACGUGA